Carica papaya (papaya) is the source of this 2160-nucleotide messenger RNA. RefSeq names its product allantoinase (gene ALN). Lineage: Eukaryota; Viridiplantae; Streptophyta; Magnoliopsida; Brassicales; Caricaceae. Gene Ontology annotation, cellular component: cytoplasm. Gene Ontology annotation, molecular function: allantoinase activity; cobalt ion binding; zinc ion binding. The record is from RefSeq and is a predicted model, not a curated record. Gene Ontology annotation, biological process: purine nucleobase catabolic process; allantoin catabolic process.
UCAGGACAAACGCCAUGACUCCGAAAUCACCACUUUCUCGUCAGCACGUGAUUGGGUCGCCACUCCUUUCUCUAGCGAGCAGGAACACAUACACAGAGGGAGGGAGGGAGCGAGCCAGCGAGAGAGAGAGAGAUCGAGAUGGAGAAUCUGCUAUGGAGGAUAUUACCUCUGCUGACUCUGAUCGCGUCCUUUCUCGUUUUCUUCUUAUCUCGGGAUUCUCUCAAGAUGGAGCACAAAUGAUGAAGGAAGCGAAAGUUUGUUUCAUGUUAACUACUAGUGAACCGUCCCAUGGCGAAUGCAGCCUUUUUCCUUACAACCAUUACUUGAUAACCAGCAAGCGGAUUGUGACACCACAGGGGUUCAUUUCUGGUGCAGUUGAGGUCAGAGAAGGGAAUAUCAUAUCAAUAUUUAAGGAAGAGAAUUGGGACGGGAAAUCAAAUGGGAGACAAGUCAUUGACUUUGGGGAAGCUGUUGUGAUGCCUGGUUUGAUUGAUGUGCACGCUCAUCUUGAUGAUCCAGGAAGAUCUGAAUGGGAAGGGUUUCCUUCAGGAACAAGAGCAGCUGCUGCAGGUGGCAUCACAACAUUAAUUGAUAUGCCUCUGAACAGUUUUCCUUCAACUGUUUCUUCAGAAACUUUAAAGCUCAAGGUUGACGCUGCAAGAGAGAGAAUAUAUGUUGAUGUCGGUUUUUGGGGUGGUCUUGUUCCUGAAAAUGCAUUUAAUGCAAGUGCUCUGGAAGAGCUCCUAGAAAGUGGUGUUCUUGGUUUGAAGUCCUUUAUGUGUCCUUCAGGAAUCAAUGACUUUCCUAUGACAAAUGCCACUCACAUAAAGGAAGGUCUCUCUAUUUUGGCAAAAUACAGAAGACCCUUACUUGUACAUGCAGAGAUUCAGGAAGACUCAGAAGUUCAAGAUGUUCGAGACGAUCCACAUGCCUAUUUAACCUAUCUUAAGACAAGGCCACCUUCCUGGGAGGAGGCUGCUAUUAGAGAACUUUUGACUGUAACAAGGGACACAAGGGCUGGUGGCUCCUCAGAAGGAGCUCAUCUUCAUGUUGUUCAUUUAUCUGAUGCGAGUUCUUCCUUGGAUCUUAUAAAGGGAGCAAAAGGAAAUGGUGACAGCAUCACUGUUGAAACUUGCCCUCAUUAUUUGGCUUUCUCAGCAGAAGAGAUUCAGGAUGGAGAUACUCGAUUCAAGUGUGCUCCACCCAUACGUGAUGCAUCCAAUAAAGAGAAAUUAUGGGAGGCUUUAAUGGAAGGACAAAUUGAUAUGCUUAGUUCUGAUCAUUCACCAACAGUACCAGAACUUAAACUCCUUGAUGAUGGGAACUUCUUGAAGGCUUGGGGUGGCAUAUCAUCUUUGCAGUUUGUUCUUCCUGUGACAUGGUCGUCUGGGCAAAAAUAUGGGGUAACUUUGGAGAAGUUAGCCUUAUGGUGGAGUGAGAGACCUGCUAAACUUGCUGGACUAGGUUCAAAGGGAGCUAUAGCAAUCGGCAAACAUGCAGAUAUUGUUGUGUGGGAACCUGACGAAGAGUUUGACCUUAAUGAUGAUCAUCCUAUGCAUUCUAAAAAUCCUAGCAUCUCGGCCUACCUGGGAAGAAGACUGUCUGGAAAAGUGCUAGCAACUUUCGUAAGAGGAAACCUUGUCUACAAAGAGGGAAACCAUGCUCCAGCUGCUUGUGGCGCUACAAUCCUAGCUACAUAAGUUGACAAAUACUGUUUUUUGUCCAAGCAAUAUCACAGAAAACAUGACUGAAAUUCAAACUCCUGCGUUUGUUCCUGUUAAUGAUUCUGAACCAUAAUGCAAGUUCUUCACUUCUUCUGAUGAAGCUAGUGGAUAAAGACUGUAGAGCUUUCAAAAGCAUGUUAAUUAGUAAGUUGCUACCACGACAUCAUCCUGGUGUACUUGUACAUAGAAUCUGUGUUGAGUAACUUUUUAGCCUUUAUCUGAUCAUCCCACGGACAGGUUACAGAAGUACAAAAACUUUGUUAUUACGGCAACAUGCUAAGACCCAAGUAUUUAUUUACCAAAAGUGUGCCUAGUGCAUUUAAAUAAAUUUUAAUGUUCUAAACCACAUUUUUGUUUCAUUUUGUAAAUAUUUAUUCCUUUUAUUAUGCAUACUUGUCGAGUUGCAACUACAAAACCUAUGUUAAGCAGUUAUUAA